Molossus molossus (Pallas's mastiff bat) is the source of this 675-nucleotide messenger RNA. RefSeq names its product testis expressed 44 (gene TEX44). The record is from RefSeq and is a predicted model, not a curated record. NCBI's taxonomy places the organism in Eukaryota, Metazoa, Chordata, Mammalia, Chiroptera, Molossidae. The transcript is spliced from 2 exons. Bases 1 to 675 code for a protein of 224 amino acids.
AUGCCCACAGCCCCCUAUGACCUCAUCGCCUGGACAACUCAGCCCAAAGGCCAUCGCUACUCCCUCAAGCAGCACUACACCAUUGAAGCUGUUGAGAAAUCUGAGGAUCCGGAGACCUUGAACCCUGACACCGAAGCUUUGCCAUCAGCUGAGUCCCAGGCAGGGACUGAAGGAGAUUUGCUAGACUCAGAAGACCUGCAGGCUGGGCCGGUCCCUCCCUCCCCAGGAAGCAGUGUCCCCGCCUCGCAUAGCGCACCCACAGUGGCCCUGGGGAGGAGGCCCCUGGACUCCAGCCUGCACAUGGCCAGCGAGGAGGACACCUACAUGCGCUCCAUGACCGGCUUGCUGGGAGGGGGCGAAGGGUCCAUCAGCUCCCUGGCACACAUCCUGGUCUGGUCUGAGACCACCAUGGCCAUGGCCACGGGCUUCCUGGAGUCAGGACACAGCUCGGUGACAGAUCUGCUGCACAGCACGGGGCCCAGCCUGUUCUCCACCUCCAGCAUCCUGCAGAACGCUAGCUCGGCCUUCUCCUCUGGGCUGGGAGCAGGGACCAGCUCAGUCUUUCGCUCCAUCACCCACAUGCUGGAGAGAAUGGAACAGAGGACAGUAGAGAGCAUCCGCUCAGCCAUGAGUUACAUGACCAGCCACCUCACCCCACUCUGGCCCCAACAAUGA